Messenger RNA from Leptonychotes weddellii (Weddell seal), 1862 nucleotides. The record is from RefSeq and is a predicted model, not a curated record. NCBI's taxonomy places the organism in Eukaryota, Metazoa, Chordata, Mammalia, Carnivora, Phocidae.
UUCAUGGAAUUUUUUAUUUCUUUUUAGGCAGAGAGGUAAUUUCAGAAAACCAAGAUUCAGUUCCAAAGCAGAGAAUUUCUGGAAAAGAAUCAUCUCCUGGAGUGAUUAUGACAAGACUGACCAAAAGCGGAUCCCCUUCUUUAGAUGCUUGGAUGAGCAAUGAUUGGUUAUAUAGGAACCAGGAACACUGGGACUUAAAUUUGCCAGAAGAAGCUUUUGUUCAUAAGACAGUCUACACUGAAGUGGGAAACUUUGAAGGUAGUGAGAAUAAGAAAAGUUUAGAUGUUAAGUCAGUUAAUUCAACUUUGGGUAUACAACAAGGAAUUCCUAUGAGAAAAGGGUCCUCAAAAUGUGGUAAGUUUAAAACUAACUUCAAAUUUAAUUUAGACUCUGGUAAGCAAUAUUCAGAAUAUAAUGAAUGUGGGAAUGCCUUGAGCCUGAGUAUAGAUAUUCAACACCCAGGAAGUCAUACCUUAGUGAAUUCCUAUGAAUGCUAUCAAUGUGGGAGAGCCUUCAGUCGGAGUUCAUCCCUCAUUAGACAUCAGAUCAUUCACACAGGAGAGAAACCUUAUAAAUGUAGUGAAUGUGGGAGAUUCUUCAACAGACGUACAAACCUUACUAAGCAUCAAAAAAUUCAUGCUGAAGCAAAGGUCUGUGAAGGCAAUAAAUGUAGAAAAGGUUUUAGUGAGACUGAAGACAGUAAUAAAAAUUCAAGACUUCAUUCUGGAGAUAAUCCCUACGAAUGUGUUAAUUGUGGAAAAUCCUUCAGCCGAAGCUCUUCCCUUAUUCGACAUCAAAUGAUUCAUACAGGAGAGAAACCAUUCAAAUGUAAGGAAUGUGAGAAAACUUUCAACAGGAGUUCAAACCUUAAAAAACACCAAAAACUUCAUACUCAGGAGAAGUCCUGUAAAAGGAAGAAACCCAUGAUUAACUACAUCAAUGAAUUUAUACUAGAGGGAAUCCUGUGAAUAGAGUAAAUGCAAGAAAACAUUGGUCAGGGAUUCUUCUUUAAUUGAUAUGACAGAAUUAAUAUUGGAGAGAAAUCUGUUACUGGGUAGGAGUAUGCUCCCAAAUGAAGCCACAAAGGUUUGGAGUUAAAUGUAUCACCAUACAAGUCUUUGCCUAUCAUUAUUCUGAUAUCCAUUGCCAUCAUCAUUCCUAGUUCAUAAAUGGGACCUAUGGCAUCCUUAUAUUCACAUGAUUUAUUGAAGUAGAUAUUAGGGAGGAGCCAGGCAAUACCCUUGCCAUUGAUAUUUAAUAAAACUCAAACUUUCAGUCCUUAUAAGAAGGUCAUGAGAAACCAGGAGCUCACAAGAAUAUAGGAAUACUUCUAAGGACUGAAUUUCCUGAAUUAAUGGCAGAGACCAUAGGAAUGGCAAAUUACUCCAUGAUAAUAUCCUUGGCCGUCCUGGUGCUGAGUGGGGACUAGAAUUGGAGGAGGGUUAUCAAUUGCAGUGGGAAGUGGAUUCUAUAUAUAGUCGUCAAAUCUGCGUUUUUAAAAGUACUCUUUGGGAUCUAGGCCCGAGGGACAUCCAUAGUCUUGGGUCUAUCAUUUAUUCUAAGCAUUAAGAGGUCAAUAAAGUGUCUUAAUACUCUGUGCACUAGUUUCCUCUUUCUUCUAUAAGUUAUUUCUGUAAGUUACCUUUGAGAUCCUGAGCCAAGAAAUUUAUCUUUAAUCUGCCCCAAAAUAUUCAUAUUGGAGAGAUUCCCAAUGAAUGAGGAUGGUGGCUUUUGGUUAAAGCUCAUAUCUUACUCAAAAACAGAAAAGGUAUACUGGAGUGUGAACACUUAUGAUUAGUUAAUGUGCAAAGUUAUUCUAUGUUCAUUUGUUCUAUGGUUUCAGAUCUUUAAUCCAUUUUUUA